CAUAAAUAAUGUUUACCAUAGCCACACACAAUACCAACUCCAUUUCCGCAGUCAGUCAAAUCACAACCGUGCAAAUCUUCAAACAGUUCCUUUGCAGCCUUCUGAAUUCCCAAUAACACUUCGUCCAUCUGACCAUCUCCAAAUAUUGGUUCUUUUUAGCGUCGUAUUGGUCGUUCUGCUCUGGAAUAUACGAUCUCCAUGGCUGGCGCCUCCAUUUUUAUUCUUGUAGCUUCUUUACUCAUUCUUCCAUCGAUUUCCCAGUCAAAUUCCAGUGAAGAACAAGGGGGGUUUGUCUUGGUGGGUAUAUCUAAUAAAGGUCUUGAUUUUGCCAAAGAAAUAUUGAUUGGAACUGCCGAGUCAUCAUUAGUCCCACUUGAGCUGCCCGAUAUUAAGAAAUCUGUGGAUAUCCCGGUUGUGGGGAAAGUCGAGAUGCUUCUUUCUAACAUUACUAUAGACACAAUCGAUGUGGUUUCCUCUACCGUUAGAACCGGGGACACUGGUGUGGUUCUAGCUGUUUCAGGUGCCACUGGUAAUAUAACUAUGAAGUGGAUGUAUUCCUAUGACACGUGGUUGCUUCCUAUUACUAUCACAGAUGAAGGAGAAGCUUCUGUUCAGGUUGACGGCAUGAGUAUAGGCCUUUCUUUCAGUCUUGAAACUAAAGAAGGAUCUCUUUCACUGUCUCUCCUGGAAUGUGGAUGCUUUGUGGAAGAUAUAUCAAUAACCUUGGGUGGAGGAGCUUCUUGGCUUUAUCAAGGGGUCCUAGAUGCUUUUGAAGAUAAGUUAAUCUCUGCAGUUGAAGAUGCAGUGUCAAAGAAAAUAGGAGAUGGCAUUGUGAAGCUUGAUUCUCUUUUGCAGUCUGUUCCCAAGGAAGUGCAGAUUACCAAACUUGCUUCUUUGAAUAUAACUUUCAUUGGUGAUCCAGUGAUUAGCAAUGCUUCUGUUAUACUUGCAAUUGAUGGUUUAGUAAGUGGUGACAGAAAUAUAACCAUUCCUCUCACACUUUACCAUGGGUAUCUCUUACCUUCUAUCACUUGCAAGGAUCCAGAUAAAAUGAUUACAAUGUUCUUGCACGAAAAUGUUAUAAAGUCAGCAUUAUCAGUAUAUUUCAAGGCAGAUAAGAUGCAUUUCCUCGUGGAUCAAGUACCGGACCAGUCCCUACUAAACACUGCUGAGUGGAGGUUUCUUAUCCCUAAGCUAUACAAACAAUACCCUAAUGAUGACAUGAGCCUCAAUAUUUCAGUAACCUCAACACCAACCAUCAAGAUUGAAAAACAGCAGAUGUAUGUCAUGGUUCCUAUGGAUGUCAUUAUUAAUGUUUUGCAUAAGGGUGAAGUAGUUCCUGUUGCGUGCAUUUUGGUGGAAAUCAAUGGAUGGGCUUCUGCAGAGGUUUCUAAUGGUAGUCUAGGAGGCAGUGUCAAAUUAGAUUACUUAACCAUGUCUUUGAAAUGGAGCAACAUUGGUAGUCUCCACUUGUCUCUUGUUCAGAUGCUGAUAUCGAGCCUGCUGAGGACUCUGGUGGUACCACUUGUCAAUCUACGGCUCCUCGAGCUUGGAUAUCAUCUGCCAUCUUUCCAUGGUUAUGAGCUUCAAGAUGCUGAAGUCUUCUUUACUGAUUCUUGGAUUACAUUAUGCAGUAAUGUGGCCCCCGUGGCCCCAUCAAUAAGUUCAACCCCGGUCAUUGCGCUUCUGUAAAUCACAACCACACAUCAUAUUGUAUAUAUAGUUGGCCCCAGCGUGUACACAUACAUGGUUCAGGCCAGCAAAAUUUUAGAUUAGCUGUGUAUGUAAUUUGUUAAGUUUGGCAGGUGAAUGAAGAGGAUUCUUUAAGUCUUCAUUUGUAGCAUACCACAGGAGUGCAGGUUCCAAAAGUGUUCUUUAAGAUUGUAGCAGUGUAGCUUACAUGUUUAGCUGCUCCUAAACUCUUAUGAGAACAAUGCAUUUGUUUGAAAAAAAACAAUGCAUUUGUUUAUUGAAUAAAAUAAAAAAAUGCCAUUUGUAACUUGCUUUAUAAUUUUAAAAUUGUAUAUUGAUUGAAUAUAUUACUCCCUCUGUUC
This is a messenger RNA of Cuscuta epithymum, 2054 nucleotides long. NCBI's taxonomy places the organism in Eukaryota, Viridiplantae, Streptophyta, Magnoliopsida, Solanales, Convolvulaceae. The record is from the annotation of a GenBank genome assembly.